CGUCCUCUCCUUCCAACGACUUCACUUCAGUACCACAAAAACUCGUGACACGUAACCAUGCAGGCGUCCGUGGCAGCAAUGAUGGGAGUGGUGGUGGUGGCCAUGGUGGGCGUGGUGGUGCAGGGGGUCGGGACGCUGGUGGUUCCUGUCGUCACCACUGGAGGCAUCACCACAUCUGUUGGGCUCUCCGCUGCAGGGGCUGCCGCUGCUGGUCUUGGUGCAGUGGCUCUCGGGGCGACAGCUGUGGCUCUAGUGGCUACCAAACGCGCAGACAGGACCACGCAUGGACGCCACAGGAGGGCAAUUCGUGAUGAAAAGGUGGAGGAGGUGCUGGCGAUGGUGGCUACUGUGGACACCCAGGGCUGCGGCAUGAGGCACGUCUGCGAGGUCUUCAGGAAGGACAAGAACAUCCUUACUCCCACUGAAAACAGCAUUCGUCUCCUAAUCGGGGAGAAGCCACAGGAAGCCGGGCCCUCAGACUUCACACACCCCUCAGUUCUCUACGAGUCUGCAGCCAUCCUGGGACAACACGGCAAGGACUGCUUCGAUCUCUACCGUUCCUGCCCUCUCACUCACGACGAGGUUAAUGAGUACCUGGCCACACUCGACCUCGAUCUCUAGGUUGUGGCAUGGAGAGUACAAGUGAAGGGUCGUGGAGGUAGGAUGAUAAGGAAAUGUAAAAAGGAUAGGAAUGGAUUGAAUAAGUUGAGGAAGUGAAGGGUUUAUAAGGAAGAAUCUAGGAAAGAGGAUGUGAAAAGGAUGGAUAGGGAUUGGAUAAAGGAUAGGGAUAGAUAGGAAAGGAUAUGAAUGUUUAUACUUAUCAUAUAUAUAUAUUUUUUUUACGUGUGUGUAUUGAAACUAUAGUCAACGAACCUUCUAUCUGUUUAUCUCUUUCUAUAUGUCUGUCUAUGGAAGGAAGGGUGAUGAUACCUUAAGAUUUCGAAGAGUUAAUAUAUAAGAAAUGAAAUUCACGACUCCUGUAUAUGUAACUAUGUAGUCAUUAAUAUCUGAGUGUGACUUCCGGAAAUACACGUGAAAGUGAUA
Messenger RNA from Portunus trituberculatus (swimming crab), 1044 nucleotides. RefSeq lists its product as uncharacterized. The coding region runs from base 58 to 621 and encodes 187 amino acids. Lineage: Eukaryota; Metazoa; Arthropoda; Malacostraca; Decapoda; Portunidae. The transcript has 5 exons. The record is from RefSeq and is a predicted model, not a curated record.